Hirsutella rhossiliensis is the source of this 3399-nucleotide messenger RNA. RefSeq names its product zinc finger, c3HC4 type (RING finger) domain-containing protein. Gene Ontology annotation, cellular component: cytoplasm. The coding region runs from base 1 to 3399 and encodes 1132 amino acids. Gene Ontology annotation, molecular function: ATP-dependent chromatin remodeler activity; metal ion binding; ATP binding. NCBI's taxonomy places the organism in Eukaryota, Fungi, Ascomycota, Sordariomycetes, Hypocreales, Ophiocordycipitaceae. The record is from RefSeq and is a predicted model, not a curated record. The transcript has 6 exons.
AUGGCAGAACCCCUGGACCAUGAUGCGCUGGCCGACGAGUUGGUCGUCCAGGAAGUCAUUCUCGACUCCCUCCAGGGCGAACACUUCGAUGGGGCCGAACAGGAGCGCCAGGAGGCGAGGCGCGAGAUUGCCAGGUUGAGGGCCCUUCUCAGCCAGCCGCCGGGACCUGCUCAAACCCCCAACAGGGACUCGAGCUGCGAUGGAGACGGCCGUGACGAUGCCCAAGCCCAGAGCCGCCAUUCUCUGCCCACCUCGACAACCCCAACAGCUGCCCCUCCAGCGCGACUAUCCGCCAGCGUGGAACCAGCCAGUUCGCGCCAUAGCUCGGCGGCAUUUUCGACUCCUCGCACGCCCAGGAUGGACAAUGACAUCUGGAGAAGCCCAGGUGCCCGCUCUCUGCCGAGUCGCAAGCGUGAGUGUGAAUCGCCGCUCCUGAGCAUCGCUAGAGGAACGGCCAAGGCUCGACGUAUCACCCCGACGCCUCAAAGUAAUGGAUUCGCCACACCGCAAGACAGCUCCAGCAGUGUCAUAGACAUUAUCGACCUUACUGGGCACGCCAACUCCAUCCCCCCUCGUUCGGGCCACUCAGACGCCUUUUCAAAGAUAAUGGCUUCGCAAAUGCCCAACUCGCAUGGGCAAUUCGUUAAGCGCGAAGGCCCAGCUUCUCGCCCGCCACAGGCACUACCCAUGCCUGGCGCAUAUGAUGCCCGCUGGGAUGAGCCUUACGGGCCCAACUUGUACAACUCUAUGCCGUCGACGGCGUUUAGUGGCCCGGGUCAGAGCCCUUUUACGACGACUCCACAGGCAUUUCCUCACAAGCCACUGCCGUCCAGUACAAGCUUCAGCCCAGGUGCUCUGAAUCAGUCACCUGGUGUCAACGGGCUUCCUUUUUCGUACGGGAGCCCCUUUGCGCAUCCCUAUCAAGCAGGACGGCCGCUAGCAGUCGGUUUCGCACCGGCUUCGAGCAUGUAUGCCCCCCCCAGGACUCCAGCCUUACCGAGCUCCGGCAGCGUGAGCCUGCUUGAUGCCAUCGACAAAACCAGCAUGCUCGACUAUGCCAACCAGCUCGACGCUGAAGGAAAUCCCUUUGCCGACAGGUUGUCCAGCUUUCUUGACCACGCGUACCAUGAUCCCAAUGUGAGCGAAAAGGAGUUGGACGAGCUGCUGCAAAACAUUCGCCCGGACAUGGACAUCCCGGAUAAGCAUCGGGACGGGACGCCGGCAGGACUUAAGCAGUCACUCUACCACCACCAGGAACUCGCCUUGUCUUGGAUGAAGAAAAUGGAGGAGGGUAGCAACAAAGGCGGCAUCUUGGCCGACGACAUGGGUCUCGGCAAGACGAUAUCCACCCUGGCUCUCAUGUUGGCAAGACCUGCCGUAGGGCGACCCAAGACAAACUUGAUUAUCGGGCCGCUCUCGCUAGUACGCCAGUGGGAAGAAGAGAUUUCGAAGAAGACUAAGCUCUCGCAUCGCAUGUCCGUCUUCGUAUAUCACAACACCAAGGCGACGACGGAUGACUUGCUCAGAUACGACGUUGUCCUAACGACGUACGGCACAAUCGCUCAAGAACUAAAGCGGCUGGAGAAGUUCAUGGAGGACAACGCCGAUCGGAACAUUGACUUCAACGACAGGGCCAACGCCCUCAAAUUUCCCUUGCUGCACCCGACCAAAGCUGUCUUUCACAGAGUCGUGCUCGACGAGGCACAGUGCAUUAAGAACAGGAAGACCAAGACGGCGAAAGCCUGCCACGCGCUCAAAUCCACAUAUCGGUGGUGCCUCACUGGUACCCCGAUGAUGAAUGGGGUCCUCGAACUCUUCUCUCUUGUUCAGUUCCUCCACAUCAAGCCUUACUGCGUGUGGGAGAAUUUUCGACAGGCGUUUGGCAUCCUUUGCGGUCUCAAGGGCGAUGCAAAGAGCGUCGCCAUGAGCAGGCUUCGAGCUCUUCUCAAGGCUAUCAUGCUGCGAAGAAAGAAAGACUCGCAGCUAAAUGGGAAACCCAUUCUCAAUCUUCCUUCGAAAGACGAAAGCAUAGUGUACGCUAAGCUUUCUCCCGACGAGAGGGGUUUCUACAAGCAGCUUGAGCAGAAGUCCCAGGUUCUAUUCAGCAAGUACCUACGCGAAGGCUCUAUCGGCAAGAAUUAUUCCAACAUUCUCGUUCUCCUCCUCCGCAUGCGGCAGGCUUGCUGUCAUCCGCACCUCAACCUGGACGUGGACGAUGCCACCCAGUUUGGCAAAGAGAAAGUGGACGAGAAAAUGGUGCAACUGAUCAAGGGGCUCAGCAAGGCCACUGUGGAAAGGAUCAAGGCGAUUGAGGCUUUUGAAUGCCCGAUAUGUUUCGACGCUGUCCAGUCUCCAUCGUUCUUUAUCCCAUGUGGCCACGACAGCUGCAAGGAUUGUGUCACGCGCUUAGUCGACAACGCUGCGGCCGCCAACCUGCAGGCUGGAGAUGAAAGCGACAAGGCUAAGUGCCCUGUGUGUCGUGGCACUUUUGAUGGCAAGAAGUGCUUCACGUACGAAGCGUUUCGGAGCGUUCACAUGCCCGAAACUGUGGUCAAGCAAUCAGAGCCUGGCGUCGAGGACUCAUCCAGCGACGACGAUUCCGAGUCGGAGUCUGAGGUUGACACGGAGGAGGUUAACGCCAAGGGGAACUUGCGAGGUUUCGUCGUGGAGGAUGACGACUCGGACCACGUGGACCACGCCAUGUCGCAAGCCAACAAAGCUGAAAAGACUCCCAAGAAGAACAAAAAGGGCAAGAAAAAGCCGGCCGACGUCAAGCCAUCCAUGCUGAAGAGCUUGCGGCUGGAGGCAAUCAAGAAUCGGGAGGCGUACAAGCGAUAUAUGCGCUACCUGCGAAAGACGUGGAUGCCAGCGGCCAAAGUCACCGAGUGCAUGAACCUUCUCAAGAAGAUUCAAGAAACAGGAGAGAAGACCAUUGUCUUUUCUCAGUGGACCCUACUUCUGGAUUUACUACAGGUGGCCAUGUGGCAUGACAAGUUCAAGGACAAGCCGGAGCGGUACGACGGCAGCAUGUCGGGCGAGGAUCGUGCCCGGGCUGCCAGAGACUUCCGGGACAGGGACAACGUCAAGGUCAUGCUGGUGUCUCUCCGAGCCGGGAAUGCGGGCUUGAACCUCACGUCUGCCAACAAUGUCAUCAUCAUGGACCCUUUUUGGAAUCCAUACAUCGAGAUGCAGGCUGUGGACCGUGCGUACCGUAUCGGCCAGAAACUGGAGGUGAAAGUCUACCGCAUCCUCACCGAGGAGACGGUCGAGGACCGCAUCAUCGCGCUGCAGGAGCGCAAAAAGGCGAUUGUUGAGGCGGCACUGGACGAGACCGAGAGCAUGAAGAUUGGUCGCCUGAAUGUCAACGAACUCAAGUUCCUUUUCAACACGAGGGACUAG